ACGAAAAAUUAUAUAAUGGUCUUAGAAUAUGCAGAAGAUGGAAGUUUACGAAAUUAUUUAGAUAAAGAAUAUAAUAAGCUUAAUUGGAUUGAAAUGUUUAAAUAUUUACAUUAUACUAUUAUUGGACUUAAAUGUAUUCAUGAAAAGGAAUUAAUCCAUCGAGAUUUACAUAUUGGAAAUAUUUUAAAGUUUAAAAAUAAAACUACUAUAACUGAUAUGGGAUUAUGUAAACCUGCAGAUUGUUAUACAUCAGAAAAUACGAAAAAUAAGACAUAUGGCGUUUUACCUUAUAUAGCUCCUGAAAUUUUAAGAGGACAAAAUUAUACAACAGCUGCCGAUAUUUAUAGUUUUGGUAUAAUAAUGUAUGAAGUAAUUUCUGGAUUACCCCCAUAUCAUGAUUUAAAUCAUGAUAAUAAUUUAGCAAUAAAAGUUUGCAAAGGACUUAGACCAAUGUUUAACAUUAAAGUACCACAAUUAAUUGUGCACUUAAUUAAAAAGUGCUUGGAUUCCAAUCCGCUAAAUCGACCAACAGCAGAAGACAUAUACAAAAUUUUACUUAAAUGGCAAUAUGAACCAAAUGAUAAACAAACAAUAGAAUUACAAGCACAAAUUAAGGAAGCAGAUGAAAUAAACAAUAAUUCGUCAAAUAGCGAUAUAACUUCAAAUAACUUAGGAAUAUCAUAUAAUACACAUUCAGAAGCCACUUAUGCAAGUAGAUUACUUGAUUUUAAUAAUCUUCCAGAACAAAAAAAUUCUGACGAUUAUUAUGAACAAAAUGAUAAUAUAAUUAGCAAGAAAUUUUCAGAAUCUUUACAGAUUGAUAUUUCUCAAUUGAAUAAUA
Messenger RNA from Rhizophagus irregularis DAOM 181602=DAOM 197198, 841 nucleotides. Lineage: Eukaryota; Fungi; Glomeromycota; Glomeromycetes; Glomerales; Glomeraceae. The record is from RefSeq and is a predicted model, not a curated record.